UACACAUUUUUUCAAGCAAUGGAACAUAAUGGCGAAUGGACUGAAAUUAUUGACUCUGAAUACAUAUUAAAAGGAUUGGACACUAUGGGUUUUAUUAAGCCAACUCCAAUUCAGAAGGCUGUAAUUCCUCAGGCAAUUCAACGCAGAAAAGAUAUCAUUGGAGCAGCUGAAACAGGUAGCGGGAAAACAUUAGCUUUCGCUAUACCAAUAUUUGAUAGAUGGCUAAAGGAAUUAAAAAAAGGCGUGCCUAAAGAUCAAACAAAACUUUUUGCUUUGGUUGUUACACCAACACAUGUUUUUCGACAACUUUCCGCUCUAAAAGAACCAAGAGAACUACGCAUUGUUGCAGUUGUUGGCGGAAUGAGUAUCCAAAAACAACAGCGUUUACUUAAAUCUCAGCCUGAUAUUAUUGUUGGUACUCCUGGACGUUUAUGGGCAUUAAAAGAAUCGGGUGAAGAACAUCUUAAUGUAUUAUCAGGCUUGCAAAUUAUUGUUGUUGACGAGAUAGAUAGAAUGUUAAAAGAAGGACAUUUCCAAGAACUGAAAUUUAUUAUCAAGCAUAUUCAUAGGUUUAUUUAUUUCCUAAAAGAUUUAAACUUGUAUUCUAGUGAACGGAAUGAACAUUUUAAAACUAUUGGCGAAAAAGGACCUCCUUUGCAGACAUUUGUAUUUUCUGCAACGUUAACAUUCACUUACAAUGUUGGCUUACAAUUUGGCGUAAAAAAUGAGAUUAAGGAUACACAGAAAACUGACUCUAAACAAAAGGUAAAACAAAUCGCUCGUUCAAUGUACAUGCGAAGAGGCCCAGAAAAAUUAGCAGUAGUUGAUUUAACAACGACCAAAAAAAUUCCAAACAUGCUAGUUGAGUGUCGGAUGGAUUGUACGGAUCUUCUUCACAAAGACGCAAAUCUGUUUUAUUUGUUGAAACGCUAUGGAGGUCGAACUCUUGUCUUUUGUAACUCUGUCUCUGCAGUCCGACGUUUACAAGCAAUUCUUAGGAAAUUAACACGGCGCAACAUCGAUACUUUGCCAUGUAUUUUACAUGGACGAAUGAAGGAAAAAGAAAGGCUUAAAAGCGUAGAAAAAUUUGCAGGUUUUUAUUUUAUUGGAAUAAUUAUAAAUAUACAAAAUUUAGCUUCGGAAAAUUCAAUCUUGCUAGCAACAGACGUCGCGGCCCGUGGUUUAGAUUUUCAAUCGGUUCAGCAAAUUAUCCAUUAUCAAGUGCCUCAAACGACAGAAGUAUUCUUUCUUUUUGGUCAUUAA
Meloidogyne enterolobii is the source of this 1263-nucleotide messenger RNA. The record is from the annotation of a GenBank genome assembly. Lineage: Eukaryota; Metazoa; Nematoda; Chromadorea; Rhabditida; Meloidogynidae.